Molecule: messenger RNA, 1948 nt
Organism: Larimichthys crocea (large yellow croaker)
Lineage: Eukaryota; Metazoa; Chordata; Actinopteri; Sciaenidae
Gene: eif1axb
Product: eukaryotic translation initiation factor 1A X-linked b
Exons: 7
Coding region: 152-586 (144 amino acids)
Biological process (GO): translational initiation
Molecular function (GO): translation initiation factor activity; RNA binding
Source: RefSeq, a predicted model, not a curated record
GAACGUCUUGUCGGGCGCAUGCGCAGACGGUCCCCCUCAGUCAGCAGUGUGGUUCCGUUCAGGUUCGGGUCUUCCUGUAAACAGUCCCCGUUUAAACCGUUUGAGUCCUUCCUAACGAGCGGAGACCACCGUGACCGAGGCGUGAGAGAACAUGCCCAAAAACAAAGGUAAAGGAGGAAAGAAUCGGCGACGUGGAAAGAACGAGAAUGAGUCUGAGAAGAGAGAGCUGGUGUUCAAAGAGGACGGACAGGAAUAUGCUCAGGUGAUUAAAAUGCUGGGGAACGGACGUCUGGAGGCCAUGUGCUUCGAUGGAACCAAGCGGCUUUGCCACAUCAGAGGAAAACUCCGGAAAAAGGUCUGGAUUAACACGUCGGACAUCAUCCUGGUCGGACUGAGAGAUUACCAGGAUAACAAAGCCGACGUCAUCCUCAAGUACAACGCAGACGAGGCUCGCAGUUUGAAAGCGUACGGAGAGCUGCCAGAGCACGCCAAAAUCAACGAGACAGACACCUUCGGACCCGGAGACGACGACGAGAUCCAGUUUGAUGACAUUGGCGACGAUGACGAAGACAUUGACGAGAUCUAACGACCUGCUACUAGAAGGGGAAGGUGGGAUUUUACUAGAGAUGCUCCGAUUGGGAUACGUUGAGCCGUCACACCGCACCGAUAAUGAUUAUUUUUUAAGAUCAGCCUAUGCCAAUCCAAUACAAUACAGUCUGUUAAUAUACAGUAUGUUUGAAUUUAUUCCAUUUUUUGUUAACCAUCAUUAGACAUCUUUGUAACUUUAAAGUGCAUUUCACGUAGAGGAGAGGACGACACCAGUACUUUGAGUUUAUCGUUGAAUGAACAUGAACGCGGCGGGCUGCCUGGUGACGCAGGCGGUCCGCUUCCUCGGCCUUCGUGCAGCUGGAUUGGAAUGAAUGAGAAUAGGCUGAUCACCAGCAUCAUAUUAUCUGGAGCACUGCUAGAUUCUUUUUCUUUUAAUUUUAUUUCUAAAGUCAACAAAUCGGCAGAUUUGCCAUGAUCUCAUUCACACGUUUUUUUCCCCCCCCCCCUUCCUUCCUUCCUGUAUUGUUAAAGAAACACUCGCUUAGAGGAGGCUGACGCCGACACCUUGACUGCAAAAAUAUCUCGCACCAACUGCGUCAUCUUUUUAAAAAAAAAAUGUAUUUAUAUUGAUUUCACACUAUGUGGAAUUUAGCAACAAGUACAGAAUCUCUGGAUUCGCCAAUAAAAAGAUAAACCAUUGUGUGUAUUUUUUAUUAUUUUUUAUUAUUAUCAUCCAGCAGUCUGUAUCAUUGUAGCUGUAGCCUGUAAGACAGUCUGAAAGCUGUUUGUUCACGACAGUUGUAAGAUAGUAACGCUGAGUACGGCUCUGUAUCUUUUCACUUUGUUGGCGUCAAAUUCCACCGAGAGUUUAUCGACGAGACGUAUGAAGGCGUUCCCUCUCCCCUCGAAAAACAACAGAAUCAAAAUGUAUUUUUCUAUUGUUUCCCCUUUUUAUUUGUGUUCCUGUCUUUCUUUCUUUCUUUUUUUGUUUCCAUGUUCUGUUUUGAACUUCUCGGCUGCUCGCUCGCUCUGUGGCUUCGACACACCGUGAAGCUCGGCCUCGGUCUGCCGCUCCAUCUCAUGCUAGACCAGCGGUUCCCAAACCUUACCCUCCAGUAAAACCUCACGUCCGAACAUUCUUUGAACCUCUAGAAAAUCUAAUAAUAGUAAUUUAAAAAAAAAGACAUACAAUACUUUAUUUUUCUCCUUCACCACCCCCCUCUGGAAACUCCCCCCAUGUUCCCCGAGGGCGGGAGCCACAGCACCUCAGUUUGGGAACCACUGCUCUCCAUCACAUGGGGCCUGUUGCUGCUGUUGCUGUAACUCUGAAUUAAUAAAAAAAAAAAAAAAUGUACUAUGAUGUUUGAAGGCUGGGUUUCCAAUAAAGAUCUUAACUCCA